Molecule: messenger RNA, 3814 nt
Organism: Camellia sinensis
Lineage: Eukaryota; Viridiplantae; Streptophyta; Magnoliopsida; Ericales; Theaceae
Source: RefSeq, a predicted model, not a curated record
CUCUCUCUCCAAAAAAUCCCAAAUUCAAUAUUAGAUCCGAUCUCUCACCUCUGCAAUCACCGACGUCACAAACCCAAAAAGACUUGAAAUUGAAAGAAUGGAGUUUCAAGUGCUUGAUUUGGGAGCUCUGAAUUGAAAUGCAGUCAAAUUCAUCUCCAUCACCACCAUUAUUUCCGCCGAGUCCAUUCUCAUUCAAUGGCGAUUUGAGCGACGGGGGUUUCGAGGGAACUAGGGUUUUGUUCUUCGCUUCGUUGCUCUUCUUCCAAGGGGGCGGCAUGGAUUUCUCCAAGGUCGGAGAGAAGCUUCUCAGCUCAGUUCGCUCUGCCCGAUCUCUCGGCCUCCUUCCUUCCACUUCCGAUCGUCCCGAGGUUCCUGCACGAGCUGUAGCAGCAGCAGCUGUUGCUCGUGCUCUUGCUGGACUACCCCCUCAUCAGAGGUAUAGUCUUCCAUCAAGCUCUGAAGAGUUGAGUUCGAUAUAUGGAAGCAAGCCCCAUGGUCAAGUAGUGGAGGAGCUUGAGGAAGAAUUUUACGAAGAGGAGUUUGAUCCCGUAAGACAUGUUCUAGAGCAUAUGCCGUCUGAAGAAAAUGACGUAGCAUAUUUUGAGGAAAAGGCCACUGUUAGAUUAGCACAAUUGGAUAGCAUAGCAGAACGUUUGUCCCGCCACGUUAUGGAGCAUCAUGAAGAAAUGGUGAAGGGGAUGCAUUUGGUGAGGGAAUUGGAGAAAGACUUGAAGGUGGCUAAUGUCAUUUGCAUGAAUGGGAGAAGGCAUCUAACCUCAUCAAGGAAUGAGGUAUCAAGGGAUCUCAUCGUCACAACAAGUUCCAAAAAGAAGCAAGUUCUUCUGGACAUGCUUCCAAUUUUAACGGAACUUCGUCAUGCAUUGGACAUGCAAGUAGCGCUUGAAAACCAUGUUGAGGAAGGAAACUUCUUUAAGGCAUUCCAAGUCCUAUCCGAGUAUUUGCAGCUUUUAGAUAGUUUUUCUGAGCUUUCGGCCAUACAAGAGAUGAGCCAUGGUGUUGAGGUUUGGCUGGGAAAAACUCUUCAAAAGCUGGAUUCACUUUUAUUAGGGGUGUGCCAAGAUUUCAAAGAGGAUGGCUAUAUAACUGUGGUUGAUGCUUAUGCGUUGAUUGGGGAUGUUUCUGGUCUUGCUGAAAAGAUACAAAGCUUCUUUAUGCAGGAGGUUCUCUCAGUAACCCAUUCUGUCUUGAAAAAUAUUUUGCAGGAGGACCUGGAACCUUCCAAUAUGCAAAGUAGUAGUUCCAGACUUACCUACAGUGAUCUAUGCCAUCAAAUACCUGAAUCCAAGUUUAGGCAAUGUUUAUUGACAACACUAGCUGCCCUUUUUAAGUUGAUGAGUUCAUAUCAAGUAGUCAUGAGCUUUCAACUAGCGGAUAAGGUUUCAGCAUGCCAUGCUCCACACAUAAAGCAGAAGCAACGUGAUGUUCCUGGUGUUUCUGGGGAUGUUCAGCAUGUUGAUACAGUAAAAGGAAAUUCUUAUAGUUCAAAUGAAGACAAUGGUUUGCUCUCUGAGUCUAUGGACAGAUUACAUACAACAGCUACCACCUCUUCAAUUAAUGCUACUGAAACUAAUGGUUCCAUGUGUAUAAACUCUUCUGAUUCAGUUGAUGAGUCAAGGAAUGGUGGGAGUGAAGCAUCAAGUAGUGGGUCUCCAUGGUUUCAACUGAGGAAAGAUGCUACGGUAUUUGUUUCGCAGACCUUACAGAGAGGUCGCAAAAAUCUUUGGCAGCUCACAACAAGCCGUGUAUCAGUGUUGCUUUCUUCUGCUGCUGUUUCUUCAUCCAGCAUUCAUCAAUUUUUGAUAAAUUAUGAAGACCUGAACAUCUUCAUCUUGGCUGGGGAAGCUUUUUGUGGAGCUAAAGCAGUUGAGUUCAGGCAGAAAGUGAAGGCUGUGUGCGAAAACUAUUUGGUUGCUUUUCAUCGGCAAAAUAUAUAUGCACUGAAAAUGGUUCUGGAAAAGGAGAAUUGGCUAAAAUUACCUCCAGAAACAAUACAAGUUGUAAGUUUUGCUGGGCUUGUUGGUGAUGGAGCAGCCCUGAUUGUUCCAUCUGAACGUAACUCUUCUAAUAAAAGGGUGCUGCAUUCCAAUAAAUCAGCAGAUUCAGUUGAAACUGGUCCUAAGAAGAGUGGAUUUUCCUAUUGGCUUAAAAGCGGAAACCCAUUUUUGGUGAAACUAAGUUCCAAAGAAUACCAUGAUUCCUUUUCACUAAAUGGGUCUAACUCUGGAGAAUCUGAUGGAAAAAUUAAUGAGAAUUCUCAAAGUGACAAGUUUUCUCCAAAAACCAAUGAUGCAAAUCAUGUAAAUGGUAGUAAUUCUGUCUCGGAAGAUGAAAAUGAAGAUCUUCAUGCAGACUUCAUUGAUGAAGAUAGUCAACUCCCAAGUCGGAUUUCUAAGCCCAAUCAUUCAAGAAAUAAUUCUUCUCAUUGCAAUGAUGAAGAAAUGACCGCACAAACAGGAUCAUCACUCUGUCUUCUAAGGUUGAUGGAUAAAUAUGCAAGGCUUAUGCAGAAACUGGAGAUAGUCAAUGUUGAGUUUUUUAAGGGAAUUUAUCAGUUGUUUGGGAUUUUUUUCCAUUUUGUUUUUGAGACAUUUGGUCAGCAGAACACUUUCCCUAGUGGAAAGGGCUUGGGUGACUCGCUUAGUUAUCAACUAAAGACAGCAUUAUACAGAAUAACACAAGAUUGUGAUCAAUGGAUAAAACCCCAGUCUGUAUCAUUUUUUUCCUCUUCCCCAACGUCGAUGAAUACAUCCCUCACUCAUAUGGAACUGAUGCCUGCUAGUCCACAGAAUACCAAUUUUGGUCACCCACUUAGCACAUCUUUUGGGCUCAAGGAAAGAUGUGCAGGUGCCGAUACUAUAUCUAUUGUUGCUCGAUUAUUGCUUAGAUCUAAAGCUCAUCUUCAAUUGAUGCUUUUGCAAAAUAAUGCUGCUGUAGUUGAAGAUUUCUAUGCACAUUUGGUGGAUUCUGUACCAGAUCUUGUGCAGCAUAUUCAUAGAACUACUGCAAGAUUACUUCUUCAUAUUAAUGGGUAUGUUGAUCGGAUUUCCAAUGCCAAAUGGGAAGUUAAAGAGCUUGGACUAGAGCAUAAUGGGUAUGUUGAUUUGCUGUUGGGAGAAUUUAAGCACUACAAGACGAGACUUGCUCAUGGUGGAAUUCCAAAGGAGGUUCAGGACCUCCUCUUAGAAUAUGGAGUUGAAAUUGUUGCUGAAACUCUCAUUGAAGGCCUAUCACGAGUAAAGAGGUGUUCUGAUGAGGGACGGGCUCUUAUGUCAUUAGAUCUUCAGGUUUUGAUAAAUGGCCUACAGCAUUUUGUCCCCACAAAUGUGAAACCAAAAUUACAAACGGUUGAAACUUUCAUCAAGGCGUACUAUCUUCCAGAAACUGAAUAUGUGCACUGGUCACGUGCUCAUCCGGAAUACAGUAAAAGUCAUAUUGUAGGGUUGAUCAACCUUGUAGCGACAAUGAAAGGUUGGAAAAGAAAAACACGGUUGGAAGUAAUAGAAAAGAUAGAGGGAGCUGGACUGUAGCUUCUGUUAGUGUUGUAAGAUUUCAAUCAUAUAAAAAUUUCCAUUUUUCUUUUACCCUAAUCUUUUGUGUCCUCAUAAAUGGUUUUGAUGUAAAUUGGAUAGUCUCUUGAAACUCCCAUUAUUCAGAGAGAAAACAUCACAAGGUUGUAUAUCUUCUGUGUCUGAGAUUGUAAUAUAAUCCUUCCCUUCAAUGGAAAACAUCAAAUGUAAUUCGGAUCACAUCAUACAUGAAAUAAUGAUUUUACAUGAGCGCAUUGAAGUCGCAA